Sphenostylis stenocarpa is the source of this 1794-nucleotide messenger RNA. The record is from the annotation of a GenBank genome assembly. NCBI's taxonomy places the organism in Eukaryota, Viridiplantae, Streptophyta, Magnoliopsida, Fabales, Fabaceae.
AUGGCCUGCUUAGAACUCUCCAAAGAGGUAAAGUUCAAAGAUGACACAGAAGAGCUAACUCUUGAUGGAAGUGUUGAUUGGCAUGGUCGCCCUGCAAUCAGAGCCAAAUCUGGGAGAUGGGUUGCUGGAACCAUUGUAUUGUUGAACCAAGGUCUAGCAACCUUAGCAUUCUUCGGAGUAGGGGUGAACCUAGUGUUGUUCCUGACAAGAGUGAUGGGACAAAAUAAUGCUGAUGCUGCAAACAAUGUGAGCAAAUGGACUGGCACAGUUUAUAUCUUCUCUCUUGUGGGCGCUUUUUUAAGUGAUUCUUACUGGGGAAGAUACAAAACUUGUGCCAUCUUUCAGGUCAUCUUUGUAAUUGGUCUAGUGUCCUUGUCUCUUUCAUCAUACCUCUCCUUGAUUAGGCCAAUAGGUUGUGGGAAUGAAACAAUUCCAUGUGCCAAACAUUCAAGCAUGGAGAUGGGGAUGUUCUACCUCUCAAUCUAUCUCAUUGCUUUAGGGAAUGGAGGGUAUCAGCCAAAUAUUGCCACAUUUGGAGCUGACCAAUUUGACGAGGAGCACUCAAGGGAGGGUUACUCAAAGGUUGCCUUCUUUAGCUACUUCUACCUAGCUUUGAACCUUGGUUCACUCUUCUCAAACACAAUUCUAGGCUAUUUUGAAGAUGAAGGAUUGUGGGCACUUGGGUUCUGGGUGUCUGCAGGUUCUGCUUUUGCUGCUCUUGUCUUAUUUCUUCUUGGGACUCCAAGAUAUAGACACUUCAAACCCAGUGGCAAUCCUCUAUCAAGGUUCGGCCAAGUCCUUGUUGCUGCAUCAAGGAAAUGGGGAGCUCAGAUGACAUCAAAUGAAGAGGAUCUAUAUGUCAUGGAUGAAAAAGAAUCUCCCACUAACGGCAACAGAAAGAUUCUCCACACGAACGGGUUCAAGUUUCUGGACAGAGCAGCAUUUAUAUCUUCCAGAGAUCUAGAAGACCAAAAGAGAGGCCUUCAUAACCCCUGGCGUCUCUGCCCUAUAACUCAAGUUGAAGAAGUCAAGUGUAUACUAAGACUUCUUCCAAUUUGGCUCUGUACCAUAAUAUACUCAGUGGUUUUCACACAGAUGGCUUCUCUUUUUGUGGAGCAAGGGGCUGCCAUGAAAACUACAAUUUCCCAUUUCAGAAUACCACCUGCAAGCAUGUCUAGCUUUGACAUCGUCAGUGUAGCUGUCUUCAUUUUCUUCUACCGUCGAGUGAUUGAUCCACUUGUUGGAAGACUUAAAAAAACAAGUUCCAAGGGACUUACUGAGCUUCAGAGAAUGGGAAUUGGGCUUGUUAUAGCUGUAAUGGCAAUGGUUUCAGCUGGAAUAGUUGAAUGCUACAGGCUUAAGUAUGCCAAAGCAGGAUGCCCCCAUUGCAGUGGUACAAGCUCUCUAAGCAUCUUCUGGCAAAUUCCUCAGUAUGCACUUAUUGGAGCUUCGGAGGUUUUUAUGUAUGUAGGUCAGUUAGAGUUCUUCAAUGCUCAGACACCAGAUGGCUUAAAGAGCUUUGGAAGCGCCCUUUGCAUGACUUCCAUCUCACUUGGGAACUAUGUAAGUAGCUUACUUGUUAGCAUAGUUAUGAAGAUCUCCACCGAGGAUCACAUGCCAGGAUGGAUCCCAGGAAACUUAAACAGAGGUCACCUAGAUAGGUUUUACUUCCUCUUAGCUGCCUUGACAUCAAUAGACUUGAUAGUUUAUAUUGUAUGUGCAAAGUGGUUCAAGAGUAUACAGCUGGAAGGGAAGUAUGAGGAGAAUGAUAUGCCUGGUAGCUAUAAAGUAUAA